ACUAACGGCAGUACGGUACCGAGAAGAGUAAUGGCAUUGGUUAUCUUCCGUGAAAAAUAGUCUAAAUAUUGGUUGCUGUAAAUCAAAACAACAAACAUACUGCUUAAACUUCGGCACAGUUACUACUUUUGCCGAGGGACGAAGGAGACGACUCGCGGAAGGCACAGUUGACACUAUCAAGACCUGACGUUUCAUUUAGUUCGUUUGAUAACGGGAUAUCUUAUUGGACAUGUGAGUUACAGGAGUAAUAAUCACCACCCUGCAAAAUGAAGUUUCCCUCGUGUCUUCGAAGCCUUCUCGUCAUCUUUGUUGUGAUCCGGUCGAGCGCUACACAAGCAGUUUGUCCGGGGACGGAGAACAAACUGAGCACCUUAUCGGACCUGGACCAGCAGUACCGGACCCUGCGUAAGCUCUACGAGAACUGUGAGGUGGUCAUGGGAAACCUAGAGAUCACCAGUAUUGACCGCAACCGCAACCUCUCCUUCCUCAAGUCCAUCCGGGAGGUGACUGGUUACGUAUUGGUGGCAUUGAACCAGUUUGACUACCUGCCCCUGGAAAACCUGAGGAUUGUCCGAGGGACUAAGCUGUAUGAAGGACGCUACGCCCUUGCCAUCUUCCUCAACUACCGCCGCGACGGCUACUACGGCCUCCGUCAGGUGGGCCUACGCAACCUCACAGAGAUCUUGAAUGGGGGUGUUUACGUGGACCAGAACAAGUUCCUGUGCCACGCUGACACCAUCCACUGGCGUGACAUCAUCAAGAACCCUCAGGCUGAGCUCCUGGUGGUGCCGUCCAACAACAGCGGCCUCGGAUGCAAACGAUGUCAUCGAUCGUGCAACGGACGCUGUUGGGGCCACCAGGAAGACCAGUGCCAGAGCUUGACCAAGACGGUGUGUGCGGAGCUGGACGGCCGAUGCUUCGGCCCCUACGUCAGUGACUGUUGCCACCGGGAGUGUGCCGGCGGCUGUUCCGGCCCCAAGGACACAGACUGCUUUGCCUGUACCAACUUCAAUGACAGCGGGGCGUGCGUGACCCAGUGUCCCCAGCCCUUCGUGUACAACCCCACCACCUUCCAGCUGGAGCACAACCCCCGGGCCAAGUACACCUACGGAGCCUUCUGUGUCAAGAAGUGUCCUCACAACUUUGUGGUGGACCACAGCUCCUGUGUGAGGGCGUGCCCCAGCAACAAGAUGGAGGUGGAGGAGAACCGUGUCAAGAUGUGCAUCCCCUGUACUGAUAUCUGCCCUAAAGUGGGCGAAGGCGUGACGGUUUUCACUCAUAUUGAGCAACUGGUGGAGCCUCUCACCCCCAGUGGCACGGCUCCUAAUCAGGCCCAGCUUCGGAUCCUGAAGGAGACUGAGCUGAAGAGAGUCAAGAUCCUGGGCUCUGGGGCCUUUGGCAUCGUCUACAAGGGGAUCUGGGUUCCAGAGGGAGAGACCGUGAAGAUCCCGGUCGCCAUCAAGAUCCUGAAUGAGGCCACCGGGCCCAAGGCUAAUGUGGAGUUCAUGGAUGAAGCCCUGAUCAUGGCCAGCAUGGAGCACCCCCACCUGGUGCGCCUGCUGGGGGUGUGCCUGAGCCCCACCAUCCAGCUGGUGACCCAGCUCAUGCCCCACGGCUGCCUGCUCGACUACGUCCACGAGCACAAGGACAACAUCGGCUCCCAGCUGCUGCUCAACUGGUGUGUUCAGAUCGCCAAGGGGAUGAUGUACCUGGAGGAGAGGAGGCUGGUCCACAGAGACCUGGCUGCCCGUAAUGUGCUGGUCAAGUCCCCCAACCACAUCAAGAUCACUGACUUUGGCCUGGCCCGCCUGCUGGACGCAGACGAGAAGGAGUACAACGCAGACGGGGGCAAGAUGCCCAUCAAGUGGAUGGCGCUGGAGUGCAUCCACUACAGGAAGUUCACCCACCAGAGUGAUGUGUGGAGCUACGGUGUGACUAUCUGGGAGCUGAUGACGUUCGGAGGGAAGCCGUACGACGGCAUCCCCACGCGUGAGAUCCCCGACAUCCUGGAGAAGGGAGAGCGUCUGCCCCAGCCGCCCAUCUGCACCAUCGACGUGUACAUGGUCAUGGUCAAAUGCUGGAUGAUUGACGCAGACAGCAGACCGAAGUUCAAGGAGCUGGCUGCUGAGUUCUGCAGGAUGGCAAGGGACCCCCAGCGCUACCUCGUCAUCCAGGGGGAUGACCGCAUGAAGCUUCCCAGCCCCAACGACAGUAAGUUCUUCCAGAGCCUUCUGGAGGAAGAGGAUCUGGAGGACUUCAUGGAUGCUGAGGAGUACCUCGUCCCCCGCGCCUUCAACAUGCCCCCUCCCUCCUACUCCACCCGGCCCUGCGUCGACUCCAACAGGAACCAGUUUGGCUACCGGGACGGGGGUCCAUCCCCUGAUGAGGGCUCGGCAGCGGGGGCUCCCCCUGGCUGCAUGUCCCAGGAGGCCCUCCCUGGCUCUCAGGGGCCGGCGCCAGAGGACCAGCGCUGCAACGGGACCCUCCACAAGAGGAAGAGCCUGGGCCGGGCUGGAGACGACCCCAGCGGGCAGCGCUACAGCGCCGACCCCACCGGCUUCCUGGGCGAGCGGGGGUCCAGAGGGGACACGGACGAGGAUGGGUACAUGACCCCCAUGAAGGACAAGGCUUCCUCAGAGUACCUGAAUCCGAUAGAGGAAAAUCCGUUUGUGUCGCGGCGCAAAAAUGGCGAGGUUCACGCCCUGGACAACCCAGGCUACCACAGCACCCCCAACAGCCAGCCCAAGGGAGAAGACGAGUACAUCAACGAGCCCCUGUACCUCAACACCUUCCACAGCCCUGCAGACCUGGGUCUGGAGGUCCUGAGAAAGAACGGCCUGCCCCUCCCUUCACACUCCUCGGCUCCCGCCAAUGUCACUGCCACCCACCUCCCCCACACCAUCCAAACCAGCCUCCCUCACUACCCCCUUCCCUCCGCCCAGCCCUCCCCCUCAGGCCUGUCCUGCCACCACCCCCCUUCUCACAUACUCCAUGCGCACCACAGUGUCAAACUUGGCAACCCGACUCAGCCUGGAACAGCCAGCCAGAGUGCCGCACACCCGGGGAACCAGGGCCACCAGGCCCAGCCAGGCUCCACUGCCCAGGCCUGCCACCCAGCCAAGCAAGGCUUUGCUUCUACAUCGGCCCCUGCGGGCCACAACAGCAUCCCAGCCUACCAGGGGCUCACCACCCACCCAGGCAGCAUGCUCAAGCACGGCGCCGCCCAGACAAGUGGCAAAGCGGCCGGCAAGAAGCUGAAGGUGACCUUUGACAAUCCCGAGUACUGGCAGCACAGCUUGCCCCCCAAGCCGUCCAGCCAGCAGAACGCGGAGCCUGCCGGCGCUCAGGCGGCCAACGCCAAGCUCUUCUACAAACAAAACGGCCGCAUCCGCCCGGCAGUGGCCGAGAACCCCGAGUACCUGUCUGAGUUCUCCCUCAAACCCGGCACUGUUUUACCCCCUCCACCAUACCGCCAGCGGAACACUGUGGUAUAGAACCCAACGUUCCCCUCGACAUUUCCCAGACCAGACAGGCUCCUCACCAAACCCUCCCCUCGCCCUCUCCGGACCGUCUUAGCCCCUCCGAGAGAGGAUCGUCCAUUCCUCUAACAGCCUAGUGAGCACCCCCCUUCCCCCACCCACAUCCCAUCUCCCACCUGGGACGUCAGCCUCACCUGGGGGGAGGAUCUUGGUGUCCCGGCCCCCUUACGCUCUGCUCCGUAGCUCCAGUCUCUGUCCUGGACCUGGUACGGUACAGACUGCAGAUAGAGACCAGUGCUAGCGACGUUAGCGGCUAAGAGUGUAUAGAAGGUGAACUCACUGUGGUGGGAUGUGCAGCAGCUAUAAGAGGAGCCAGACAAUGUGGAGGUCUGUAGGAGCAGGCUGUACACAUCUCAGCCUGCACAGACGUGGUCUCCGGACAAUACGAUGGAACCACACUGGAAGAAAACAUGGGUGAAAUGCAGGCUGAAGACUGUAUCUACAAACAAACACUCAAACACAAAAACGCAGUUGGUAACGCUGUAGGUAAUCACGUGACUGUUGGAACCAAUGAGGUACGGAGGUGUGAACGUCAAUCACAUUUAAAUGUUUAACACUUAUGUGAAUUUUUGUAGAAAUCAUGACUUCAGUAUCACUCAUGUCAUGUUUAAAAGCGACUUACAUGGCGGUGACCAAGCCUCAAAAAAAAGCUUCUUUAAUUCCCACAAGUAGUGAAGUGAAUGUUCACAAGCCACUACAUGUCAUUCUAAACCUGUGCCAACCAAGCAGGGCGACUACUCGU
Molecule: messenger RNA, 4281 nt
Organism: Osmerus eperlanus (European smelt)
Lineage: Eukaryota; Metazoa; Chordata; Actinopteri; Osmeriformes; Osmeridae
Product: receptor tyrosine-protein kinase erbB-4-like
Biological process (GO): neurogenesis; multicellular organism development; protein phosphorylation
Cellular component (GO): plasma membrane; signaling receptor complex; basal plasma membrane
Molecular function (GO): transmembrane receptor protein tyrosine kinase activity; ATP binding; epidermal growth factor receptor binding
Source: RefSeq, a predicted model, not a curated record